UUUCUGCAAUGUGGGAUGAGUAAAGUCUAUCCUAUUCUACAGCUUUCAGAAGGCUCCACGUCCACGCUGGCCCAUGUUGCUUGUCGUGGUCCAUGUGGAAGUGCGCGAAGGUGCUCCGCGGUGUUUGUCUUCCAGCAGAAGAAGAAGAAGACGAGUGUGGACGUGAAGAUGUGCGGAGGUGGUGUGCUGGACUACUUUCUUCUUUUUCUUCUUCUGACGUCUGACCGCUGCUGCUCCACUCCAACCGACAGGAAAGUGUGUCAAGGGAUGAGCAACCAGUUGACGAUGCUCGGCACUGCUCAAAACCACUACAACAACAUGGUGAAGAUGUACGCCAACUGCUCCGUGGUCCUAGACAACCUGGAGAUCACGCACAUUCUGCAGCACCAGGACCUCUCUUUCCUCCAGUCCAUCCAGGAAGUCGGCGGCUACGUUCUGAUCGCCAUUAACCAGGCGCCGAUUGUCCCGCUGGUCAACCUGAAGCUGAUCCGAGGUCAGAACCUCUAUGAGGGUCAGUACGCCCUGCUGGUCAUGUCCAACUACCACAGAAACAACUCGUCCUCCACGGUCAACUACACCAGCGGCGUCAGACAGCUUCAGCUCAGCAGCCUGACCGAGAUUCUUCGAGGUGGAGUAAAGAUUACUCAUAAUCACUUGCUAUGCAACAUGGACACCAUCCAGUGGGAGGACAUCUUGGACAAAACCAGCAAGCCCACAUUGCUUUUAAAGAUGGACGACUAUGCACGUGGCUGUGAGCCCUGCCAUCAGUCAUGUGUCAACGGGUCGUGCUGGGCGGCCGGACAGGAGCACUGCCAGAAAUUCACCAAGACCCAGUGUGCCGAGCAGUGCAGCAGGCGUUGUCGCGGUCCGAAACCCAGCGACUGUUGUAACGAGCACUGUGCGGCGGGCUGCACCGGCCCGCGGGCCACCGACUGUCUGGCGUGCCGGCUGUUCAACGACAACGGCACCUGCAAGGACGCGUGCCCUCCUGCCACGCUCUACGAUCUGAAAACACACCUAGUCAUCAAUAACCCCAACGCCAGGUUCACCUACGGCGCCACCUGCGUCAAGUCCUGCCCGCGCAACUACGUGGUGACCGGAGGCUCCUGCGUGCGCACGUGCGGCCCAGGCAUGUACGAGGUGGACGACAAAGGCGUGCAGCGCUGUCGAACCUGCGAGGGAGUGUGUCCGAAAGCGUGCGAUGGCCUCGGCGUGGGCGCUCUUAGCAACACCAUGGCCAUCGACGCCUUCAACAUCGAUUUGUUCCAAAACUGCACCAAGAUCAACGGCAACAUCUACCUCAUCCAGAGCUCCUUCAGCGGGGAUGCUCACUUUAAAAUCCCGCCCAUGGACCCGGUUAAGCUGGAAUACUUUCGGACCGUAAAGGAAAUCACAGGAUGCUUGUUGAUAACAUCCUGGCCCGUGAACGUGACGUCUCUGUCCGUGUUCGAGAACCUGGAGAUUAUCCGAGGAAGAACCACGUAUUCAGACCACAGCUUGGUCGUGGUGAAUCUCCAGAACCUUCAGUGGCUGGGUCUGCGCUCCCUGGAGGAGGUCAGCGCGGGGAAUGUGAUCGUGAAAGACAACCCCCAGCUGUGCUACACUCGCAGCGAUCAGUGGGGCAGCCUCUUCCGAUCGCCGGACCAAUUAAUCAAGCUGAAAAACGUGAUGGCGCCCCAACUCUGCCAGCAACAGAACCACACCUGUGACGAGCAGUGUUCAGACCAAGGCUGCUGGGGCCCCGGGCCAACCAUGUGUGUCUCCUGCCGCCACUUUGACCGCAGGGGGCGCUGUGUGGCCUUAUGCCACUUGCUGCAUGGGGAGCCCCGGGAGGUGGCGGCGAACAGCAGCUGUGUGGAAUGUCACGGCGAGUGUCUGGUGAUGGACGAGACACCGACCUGCCACGGAGCGGGUCCUGACCAGUGUUCCAAGUGCGCCCGCUUCAAAGAUGGCCUCCACUGUGUGCCGCGAUGCCCUCAUGGCGUGAUGGGGGACAGCGACUUGAUGAUCUGGAAAUACGCUGACGGCGCCGGCCAGUGCCAGCCGUGUCACCAGAACUGCACCGAGGGGUGCACAGGUCCUGGACUGUCGGGUUGCUCAGGAGCGUCCUCGCACUCCACGCUGGCGGUGGGCGUGGUCAGCGGGCUCUUGGUUAUUGUCCUCCUCGCGGUGGUGGUCUUUGUGUUGCUACGGCGACGGCAAAUCAAGAGGAAAAGGACGCUUCGUCGCCUUUUGCAGGAGCGAGAGCUGGUGGAGCCGCUGACCCCCAGUGGCGAGGCCCCCAACCAGGCGCUGCUGAGGAUGCUGAAGGAGACGGAGUUGAAGAAGAUCAGGGUUCUCGGCUCUGGCGCUUUCGGGACUGUAUACAAAGGUGUGUGGAUCCCCGAUGGCGAGAACGUGAAGAUCCCGGUGGCCAUCAAAGUCCUACGGGAGGCGACGUCGCCCAAAGCCAACAAAGAAAUCCUGGACGAGGCGUACGUGAUGGCGAGCGUGGACCACCCUCACGUGUGUCGCCUGCUGGGGAUCUGCCUGACGUCGUCCGUGCAGCUGGUGACUCAGCUGAUGGCGUACGGCUGCCUGCUGGACUACGUGCGACACCACCAAGAGAACGUGGGCGCUCAGUGGCUGCUCAACUGGUGCGUCCAGAUAGCCAAGGGCAUGAGCUACCUGGAAGAGCGCCACCUGGUACACCGGGACCUGGCUGCGAGGAACGUUCUGGUGAAAACUCCCAAUCAUGUCAAGAUCACAGACUUUGGCCUCGCUAAACUUCUGACGGCGGACGAGAAUGAGUACCACUCUGACGGAGGAAAGGUUCCUAUCAAGUGGAUGGCCCUGGAGUCCAUCCUCCAGUGGACCUACACACACCAGAGUGAUGUCUGGAGUUACGGCGUCACCGUGUGGGAACUAAUGACGUUCGGCUCCAAGCCGUACGACAGCAUCCCGGCCAGCGAGGUGGCGUCUGUCCUGGAGCGAGGCGAGCGCCUGCCGCAGCCGCCCAUCUGCACCAUCGACGUCUACAUGCUGAUGGUCAAGUGUUGGAUGAUCGACCCGUCCAGUCGACCCAGGUUCAGGGAACUCGUCGUGGAGUUCUCCAAGAUGGCUCGGGAUCCGUCCAGGUACCUGGUCCUGCAGUGUGACCCGCCCAGCCCGUCCGACGGCAGGUUCUACUCCCGCCUGCUCAGCUCGGACGACACCGACGAUGUUGUGGACGUCGAGGAGUACUUGCUGCCCUACAAAGGCCCUGAUAACCAUAGCAACGCCGCCUGCAGAGCCGCGGCUCAUCCUACGCGCACAAACAGCCUCGCCAUGCGUUACAUCAGCGACCCGACAGGCAACAUGGCCGACCAAGUUGACCUCAGCGUCCACAAGUACAUCAACCAGGCUGAGAGCGGGCCCAGCAGCAGGCUCGCAGAUGUCCACAAUCCCAACUACGAGGACCUGAGUCUGGCGUGGGGCGUCGCCUCGCCACCCUUCCUGUCAGAGGACCGAAAAGCCAUGGAGGGACCCGAGUACUUAAACACAGCGCAAAGCUCGCUGCCCCGCAUGGCAAGCCUUGACAACCCAGACUACCAGGCCGACUUCCUGCCUUUGGCCACGCCCUCUAACAUGGGUGCAGGGGACCAUGAGUACUUGGGCCUGGCCGGUGCAAUGCAGACAUCUGUCUGCUAGGGGGCAGUACCUCCUUCAUGUGACUAUACUGACACUGGUUUUAGUUGGUGGUGCAUUCAGCAACAACUGAACAGGAACAGACUUGAAACAUCCAAGUUUUCACUGGUGCAUGAAUUCAGUCACAUGAUCAGCAAGUUUGUUUGAGCACUCAAAUGUUGUUCUCGUGUUGUUCACGUAUGGUGUAUGAAUGUUGACCACAAUGAGCCAAACACUGCUCAACAUCACUGAUGUUGACAUUUUCAUGUAUGUAGCUUUUUUUAUUUUUUUUAAAAAACAACAUAAUUUAUGCCAAUUGUUUAUGAAGCCACUUUGAAAGAAGCCCUGUUUUAUUAUGCGUGAAACGUCCAAAGUGUGUUUUAUAGUUCUACAUUUUACAAUGUGGUAGUUAGACGUAAUAGUGAUUUUGUCCACUUGGUAGCGCUGCAAGAUAACUUAACACAACUCAUUGGAAGAACACUUCCCGUCAAACUAUCAGACGAGUUAACGGUUUUCACGAGAAAUAAAAUGUUCUCCUCUUUA
This is a messenger RNA of Entelurus aequoreus (snake pipefish), 4188 nucleotides long. RefSeq names its product melanoma receptor tyrosine-protein kinase-like. The coding region runs from base 16 to 3669 and encodes 1217 amino acids. Gene Ontology annotation, biological process: multicellular organism development; positive regulation of epithelial cell proliferation; protein phosphorylation. Gene Ontology annotation, molecular function: epidermal growth factor binding; epidermal growth factor receptor activity; ATP binding. Gene Ontology annotation, cellular component: signaling receptor complex; basal plasma membrane. The transcript has 28 exons. Lineage: Eukaryota; Metazoa; Chordata; Actinopteri; Syngnathiformes; Syngnathidae. The record is from RefSeq and is a predicted model, not a curated record.